Moneuplotes crassus is the source of this 1285-nucleotide messenger RNA. The record is from the annotation of a GenBank genome assembly. NCBI's taxonomy places the organism in Eukaryota, Ciliophora, Spirotrichea, Euplotida, Euplotidae.
AUGGAAGAUAAAUUUAUAGAGAGACCAUUACGAAAAAAUUAUGAUUCCAUAGAAGUGCUAGAAUCAAUUAAAGCAAUAGCUGAUGAGAUAUCGAUGAUAGCUGAUAAGGAAGAUGAUGAUAUUUUCUUCCAGGAGCUUCCUUCACAUCCUCUAAAACCAAAACUCAACACCCAUAAAGAAUCUUCUCAAUUUUACUCAAUAAUAGACCAAAACACCUUAGAAACAGCUUCUCCAGAUGUCCCCAGGAAGAUAAUUCAGAAGAAGCAGAAAUAAGCUUAAAAAGAGCUUCAAAUAUGAAAUCCCAGCUAGAAAAUCCAAGAAAGUUGAAAAGGGGCCUCAGACACCUUCUGAGCUAAAAUACGCUCAAUUCUGAGAUUCUGGAAAAGUAUAUGACCGUUUGUUCAGCGACAGCAUGAGGCUUGACAAAGUAAUGAUGAACAAGUCGAACUAUUACAAAGAACAAGAGGACCAGGAGAUAAAAGAUAAGCCUGAAAUCUACUGAAACCCUGAAUACGAAGACAGAGCCUUUAGGAAUCUGUACAAAAUGACUCACCUCAGACAAGAAAGGUUAAAGGAAUGGGAAAAGGAGAGACUCGCCAAAGAGAAAGAAAAGGAAGAGCAAGAGCUUAAAGAAAUGGAAAAAUACCAAAUAAAAGGAAAAAUUUCUGUUGGAAAAUUCAAUCAGAAGUAUGAGCAGCAUAUUAAGAGGUACCAAAACAAAAUACAGGAGAAUACUGAGAUCAGAGAGCAGAAUGAAGUAGGAGAUCACACCUUUAAGCCCAAGAUCAAGAAGUAUAAAGUCAAAGGGUCUAAAACUACCAGAGUCAAAAGGAAGAAUUAUUGGAAAAAUGAAUGCACCUUCAAACCCCAGAUCAACAAGAAAAUGAAAGCUACUUCCAGAAACAAGUCAAAGAAAAUGAAGGGAGUCACUCAAAUAGAGAUGAAAAAGACCGAAGACUAUCUCCCAAAAGAAAUUCUUUUAGCCUUCCAAAGCAGGUCCAAAGACUCAUCUAGUUUCACCCAAAACGAGAGCCGUAUAAACCUCGAUAUCUCCAACAGCCCUCACUCCAAAGACCCUCUCCCACCAGCCGCCACAGACCCACUCACCUCAGACCCUUCCAAGCCCACUAGUGGUCCUCUAGAAGCUUUUGAGCCCUCUCCUGAUUUCAAAAGAACCAAUACAGUAGAGCCUUCCAAUUUCCCUUUGAACGAGGACAUCCAGGUGACUCCUCCAAAAUCUCCGUAGCCACAAAACUGAGGAAGCUAUUGAUGGUAUUCAAUUUUU